Molecule: messenger RNA, 1289 nt
Organism: Fulmarus glacialis (Northern fulmar)
Lineage: Eukaryota; Metazoa; Chordata; Aves; Procellariiformes; Procellariidae
Gene: ENPP4
Product: ectonucleotide pyrophosphatase/phosphodiesterase 4 (putative)
Exons: 4
Coding region: 195-1289 (364 amino acids)
Source: RefSeq, a predicted model, not a curated record
UACUCCUCGUGUCCUUUGAUGGCUUCAGGGCUGAUUACUUGGAAACCUAUAAACUUCCUCAUCUUCAGGAGUUCAUUGAGGAUGGUGUGCUUGUAAAACAAGUUACGAAUGCUUUUAUCACCAAGACUUUCCCAAACCAUUACACCAUAGUGACAGGUUUAUAUGAAGAAAGCCAUGGCAUCGUGGCUAAUGACAUGUACGAUGCAGAUGCCAAAAAAAAGUUUUCACAGUUCAAUGAUUCAGAUCCCUUCUGGUGGAAUGAGGCAGUUCCAAUUUGGGUAACAAAUCAACAGCAGGGAAAAGGAGCAAGUGCUGCUGCAAUGUGGCCCGGUACCGAUGUAAAAAUUAGCAAUACAACCCCUCAAUUCUUUAUGAAGUACAACUUUUCAGUAACGUUUGAGGAGAGAGUGGAGAAAAUUGUUGCGUGGCUGAACAGCUCUAGUCCAGUAGUCAGUUUUGCUACAUUAUACUGGGAAGAACCAGAUGCAAGCGGGCACAAGUAUGGACCAGAUGACACUGAGAACAUGCGCAAAGUAUUAGAAGAAGUGGAUAAUCGUAUUGGUUUCCUUACUAAUAAAUUGAAGGCAUUAGGUUUGUGGGACACUGUUAAUAUCAUAAUAACAAGUGAUCAUGGAAUGGCCUCCUGUUCUGCAAAGAAGCUGAUUGUCCUGGAUGGCUGCAUUGGUCGCAAUAACUAUACUCUGAUAGACAAGACUCCAGUUGCUGCAGUGUUGCCAAGGGAGACUGAAGAAUAUGUGUAUAACUUGCUGAAAAAAUGCAGCAAUCGCAUGAAAGUAUAUUUCAAAGAAGAAAUUCCAGACAGAUUUCAUUAUCGUCAUAAUAAGAGAAUUCAACCCAUAAUUCUGGUUGCAGACGAAGGCUGGACAAUUGUACAAAACGAGUCACUUUCAAAAUUAGGCGACCAUGGCUAUGACAACGCUCUCCCAAGCAUGCAUCCGUUCCUGGCUGCUCGUGGGCCUGCUUUUCAUCGGGGUUACAAGCAGAGCACGAUGAACAACGUUGAUAUUUACCCCAUGAUGUGCCACAUCCUGGGACUGAAACCACAGCCGCACAAUGGCACUUUCAGUAACACCAAGUGCUUGCUCGCUGACCAGUGGUGCAUAAACCUUCCAGAGGCUAUUGGGAUAGUUAUUGGGGCUUUUAUGAUACUGACCACUUUCACCUGCAUUAUAAUAAUCUCAAAGAAUAGAGUAGCUCCGCCACGGCCAUUUUCCCGACUUCAGUUACAAUAUGAUGAUGACUGUAGGGAGCCUCGCCUCACUUGCUAA